CUUGAAAUCAAACGUGUAAUGACGCAUCGUACACACACACACACACACACAUACACUCAGAGAUAACACAUUUUAAACUCCAUCUUAUAAGAGAUUGCUUGAGUUCAGACCUCAGUAUUUAUGUUUGCAGAUCACUGCAGGAAGAUGAGACUGUUAUUAUUUUAUAUACACUGCAGUGUGCUUGUGUUUCCUGUCUCAGGCAGUUUGGGAAGCUCUGCUGCACACAGGUGUUUCUGCAAGGUCACCGGUAGUCUGGACGACUGCGCCUGCGAUGUGGAAACAAUCGAUGAGUUCAACAACGAGAAGCUCUUCCCCCAACUUCAGAAACUCCUUUCGUCGGAUUAUUUCAGGUUCUAUAAGGUGAACCUAAAUAACCCGUGUCCGUUCUGGACAGACAGCGGCCACUGUGGUCUCCGAGACUGUGCCGUUAAACCAUGCACACCUAAUGAAGUACCUGAGGGGCUGAAAUCCAGCAGCUACAAGUAUUCAUUAGAGGCCAACCAGCACACAAAGGAGUGUGAAAUGGCAGAAAAGCUCGGCGCUGUCAAUAGCUCUCUAAGUGAUGAAACCCGGCAAGCUCUGCUCGAGUGGAACCGGCACGACGACGAGGCCGACCGUUUUUGCAUGCACGAUGAUGAAGAUUCUCCGGAUUCGCAGUAUGUCGAUCUCCUCCUGAACCCCGAGCGAUACACUGGAUAUAAGGGACCCGAGGCCUGGCAGAUCUGGAACAGUAUAUAUGAAGAGAACUGUUUCAAACCAUACACAGUUAAACGACCACUGAACCCUCUGGUGUCGAGCAGUGGAGAUAGUGAAGGAAGGGGAUUCUACAAAUGGCUGGAAGGUCUGUGUGUGGAGAAAAGAGCUUUCUUCAGGCUCGUCUCAGGACUGCACGCGAGUAUAAAUGUGCACCUGAGCGCCAGGUAUCUGCUGGAUGAUAACUGGUUUGAGAGGAAGUGGGGUCCCAACGUCACCGAGUUCCAGCUGAGGUUUGAUGAAGAACUGACGAAAGGAGAAGGACCCAAGCGUCUGAGGAACCUCUAUUUCCUUUAUCUGAUCGAGCUCCGUGCCCUGGUUAAAGUCCUGCCUUUCUUCGAGCGUCCAUCCGUCCAUCUUUACACAGGAGAGGCAGAACAAGACGAGCAGAUUAAAGAGCUGCUCGUAGGGCUCCUCCGUGUGGCCAAGUCUUUCCCGUUGCAUUUCGAUGAAACCACGCUGUUUGCAGGCGAUAAGACCGAAGCGGCAAAAUUAAAAGAUGACUUCAGGCGGACUUUUAAGAACAUCUCCAGGAUCAUGGACUGUGUAGGAUGCUUCAAGUGUAGGCUGUGGGGCAAACUGCAGACCCAGGGUUUAGGCACGGCUCUGAAGAUCCUGUUCUCGGAGAAGCAAAUUGAAACACUUCCUCAGUCCGGCAGCGCCAAACCGUCCUUCCAGCUCAGCCGGCAGGAGAUCGUUUCCCUCUUCAACGCUUUCGGGAGAAUCUCAACAAGUAUUCGAGAACUGAAGAACUUCCGGAAACUGUUAUCACAGCUCAAGCAAUAAGGCGAUCUCGGCCCGUUCCUGAUUGCUGUCUAUCCACCGAGACGUGUUCGACGCUCCAAGUUUUGCUUCUUUAGUUUUCUACGGGAAUCGGGAGAAGAUUGUAGCUACCAGUUUAGCACGUCAAGUAUUUGAACCAGACUCGUUUAUGUGCUUUCAGACACGUUGUUAUUAUCUAUUAAAAUGGAAGAAAUAAAAUAAAUAAAUAAAUAAAUAAGGUCGUCGCAGAAGUAAAAACAGUACUGACGGACAUUUCAAAGCUGAAUCGCAUGCUUUCUCAGCACAUGGCUCGGUGUCACUCGAUGCUGGUCGUGUCGUUUUCGGUGCGUUUAGGUGUGAUGCUCACUUGUUUAGCUCGAUCAGCUACGGAAGAAAACUUCAACCAACAAACAUGUCUUGGACGUUCGGUUACAAUUGGCGUGACGAAAACGAGGAGAAAAAAAAAGAAGUCUUUUUUGGCCCAACUGUUCGUUUAAGCUAGACUCGGGAAGCGGGGUUGAAAAUCAUGAGGAACUUUACAGUUGAAAGUCUCUGAGCUAGCGAGACAUCCUUCGAAACGUGCACAUCUGUCCGAGACCUUGGCGAUACGGCUACCCCUGAACACCCCGAGCACUUUAAUGACCGAGGGUUAAAUUUGAUCACUUAGCACAAUUUGCACUAUGGCUUAUCGAUGGAAUGUAUUUCGCAAUGAAGUUCGGAGGGAAAAUGAGAAUUACGACUACUCCCAGAUAGGAUUCAAGAAUAAAUGAAUAAAUAAGUAAAUAAAUAAAUAAAUAAAAAUUCUCUCAGGGAUUUAAAAGUCAAAAGUUUUUGAAACCGAUCCGAGACGACGGAUGUGGAAAUGAAACUUGUCAUUCUGGAGUCAGGCGCUGUUGACGAAUAAAGAUCAUUUUUGGGUGAUUUUUCUAUCGCAUACACUUUAAACUAUCGUGGUUUUUGUUUGUUUCUUCGUAUCACCGUACUUCAUGUCCACUGUUCGCGUUACGUAUUGUGAUAUUUAGUUGUACGUUUGAACGGAUACAUCAUCUUUACAAAAAUAAUAUAUUAAAGGACUAUAACAUGGGACGGGAAGUAAACAGUAAACACAUUUACAUACGCAUACAGAUGAUGUGAGAGAACCUGUAUUGUGACUUUUUUUUGUGUGUGAUAGUAAUAUAUUGUCUUUUUUUUUUUUUUUUUUUUUCUACCGCAAUUUGACAACAGCCAUGUAAACGUGUUCAUUCCUUAAUAAAAUUCUAUCCAUACGUUCA
This is a messenger RNA of Ictalurus punctatus (channel catfish), 2786 nucleotides long. RefSeq names its product endoplasmic reticulum oxidoreductase 1 alpha (gene ero1a). NCBI's taxonomy places the organism in Eukaryota, Metazoa, Chordata, Actinopteri, Siluriformes, Ictaluridae. The transcript is spliced from 16 exons. The record is from RefSeq and is a predicted model, not a curated record. Gene Ontology annotation, molecular function: FAD binding; thiol oxidase activity; protein-disulfide reductase activity. Gene Ontology annotation, cellular component: endoplasmic reticulum; endoplasmic reticulum membrane. Gene Ontology annotation, biological process: protein folding in endoplasmic reticulum. Bases 121 to 1539 code for a protein of 472 amino acids.